AGAAGAGUUCAGGAAUCAGCCAAGCGACCGCCUUUCACGUUUACCAUUCACGUGAGAGGUGAGACCUCUCUCUCUCUAUCUCUCUCUCCCCGUCAAAUACAUAGAAAUUCCCUUCCGCGGAACAAUAAUAUUCUCUAAUUUAUACUCUCUCUCUCGGUGGUUUUUGUUGAUCCCAAGCGUCUCGGGUGGUGGCCAGUAGUCUUUCUGUUUUAGUCGCAGACUCUCGCGGCAGUACGAUAUAUAAUCAGCCAUAAGAUUUGGAGAUUUUAUAGAUAGAUGUAGCUAGCGCGCAUUCGGAAGCACAUAUUCGGAGGAAUUGGAGCUUUUAUAUUUAUAUAUAUAAAUAGUUAUAGAAGCAAGCAAGCAAGCAAUCUGGGGGCAAAACGAAGACGGAGAUGGCAAGAUUAAUGGUUCUGGAAGCAAUGUUCAACUCCAGUUGGCUUGCGACGAAUUUAAAGACUGUUCAACUUGAAGCAGGAUGGCAACAGGCAAGCUUACCCUGCUUAUGGGAUGAUGCUAGCAUACUUCUGCAACUGGGGUUCCUCGCAAUCUUUUUACUCCACUUUGUGUGGAAAACUGGCGAAGUAUUAUGCACACACAGAAAAAAGGUAACAGGUGUAGAAAAACACCACAUUGGCAUAAAAUUUGGUCUCACUUACAAAGUCAGCUUGGUUUGCUCCAUUUUACUGCUGGGAGCUCAUAUCAUGAUGCUGCCAAUGCUGCAAAAUAGAAGCGAGGCGCAUUGCAAAUCUAUAGCUCCAGUACUUUCAUCAGAGAUCAUUCAAGUUAUAAUAUGGGCAACUACAUUGCUUGCACUGUACAAGAUUCACCGUAGAAAUUUCAUCGAGUAUCCCUGGCCUCUUAGAACCUGGUGGGUUUGCAGCUUCUUGCUGUCCCUUGGCCGUGCAGCUCUUGACGCCUAUUUCAUUAUCGCAAACCACGGCCACCUUAGACUACAUAAUUUUGCUAGCUUUAUUAGUCUUCUGGCAUCAACCUUCCUAUUUGGUAUUUCAAUUCGAGGGAAGACGGGCAUUGUCUUACAUAUUCCAAAUGGCAUCACAGACCCACUUCUUGAUGGCAAAUCUGAGAAGCAUUCAGAAACCAAAAGGACCUGUCUAUAUGGAAAUGCUACCCUAUUUGAGCUCUUUAGCUUCUCUUGGCUGAAUCCUUUGUUUGCUGCUGGGUUCAAGAAGCCCCUUGAGCAGGAUGAAGUCCCUGAUGUUGACAUCAGGGAUUCUGCCCAGUUUCUAUCUUAUUCCUUUGAUGAAAGCCUAAAACAUGUGAAGGACAGAGAUGGAACCUCAAUCCCAUCUAUCUACAAAACAAUGUUUGUGUUUAUCAGGAAGAAGGCAGCAAUUAAUGCAUUUUUUGCAGUGAUGAGUGCAGGAGCAUCCUAUGUUGGCCCAUAUCUUAUUGAUGACUUCGUAAAUUUCCUGAAUGAAAGAAAAACCCAAAGCAUAGGUAGUGGCUACCUGAUUGCACUAGGCUUUCUGGGUGCCAAAAUAGUUGAGACAACGACCCAAAGACAAUGGAUCUUUGGGGCUCGCCAGCUAGGCCUUCGGCUGAGAGCUGCUCUUACAUCUCAAAUAUACAAAAAGGGCCUCCUUUUAUCAAGCCAAUCCCGCCAAAGCCGCACCAGUGGAGAGAUCAUGAACUACAUGAGCGUCGAUGUUCAAAGAAUCACAGAUUUCAUCUGGUACAUGAACACCAUCUGGCAGUUGCCUGUACAGAUUUCCUUGGCCAUCUUCAUUUUACACACAGAUUUAGGACUUGGGUCACUGGUGGCAUUAGCUGCAACUUUGACAGUGAUGGCUCUCAACAUACCAUUGACUAGACUUCAGAAAAGAUACCAGUCUAAUAUCAUGGAUGCCAAGGAUGAUAGGAUGAAAGCCACUUCUGAAGUUCUCCGGAACAUUAAGAUUCUCAAACUCCAAACAUGGGAUAACGAAUAUCUCCAAAGGCUAGAAAGCCUGAGAAGAACAGAAUAUAAUUGCAUAUGGAAGUCACUGAGGUUGCAAGCAGUAACAACUUUUAUCUUCUGGGCAACACCGACAUGUAUUUCUGCGGUGACUUUUGGGGCAUGCGUUUUGAUGGGCAUUCCACUCACAGCUGGAAGAGUCUUGUCUGCCUUGGCAACAUUCAGAAUGUUACAAGACCCUAUAUUCAGUUUACCUGAUUUACUCUCUUCAAUUGCACAGAGCAAAGUUUCUGCAGAUAGAAUAGCUUCGUACCUCCAAGAAGAUGAAAUUGAUUCAAAUACUGUUGAAUUUUCACCAAGAGAUCAAACAGAAUUUGAUGUUGAAAUUAAUGGUGGGAGGUUUAGCUGGGAUCUGGAAUCCAGAAGCCCGACUCUUGAUGGAAUACAAUUCCAAGUAAGGAGGGGAAUGAAGGUAGCAGUUUGUGGCACUGUAGGAUCAGGGAAAUCCAGUUUGCUCUCAUGCAUUUUAGGAGAGAUGACAAAGCUGUCGGGUACAGUGAAAAUCAGUGGUAAAAAGGCUUAUGUUCCUCAGUCAGCUUGGAUACUGUCAGGAAAUGUCAGAGAGAAUAUUCUUUUUGGGAAUCCUUAUGAUAGAGAGAGGUAUGAGAGAGCAGUGAAAGCAUGCGCUUUGAAAAAGGAUUUUGAGCUAUUUUCUGCUGGUGACCUAACAGAGAUUGGAGAAAGAGGAAUAAAUAUGAGUGGAGGCCAGAAGCAGAGAAUACAAAUUGCCCGUGCAGUGUAUCAGGAUGCUGAUAUAUAUCUUCUUGAUGACCCUUUCAGUGCUGUGGAUGCCCAAACUGGCACACAACUCUUUGAGGAGUGCUUGAUGGGGAUUCUCAAGCUGAAAACUAUUAUUUAUGUUACACACCAAGUCGAGUUUCUUCCAGCAGCUGACCUCAUUCUGGUAAUGCAAAAUGGAAGAAUCAUGCAAGCUGGGACAUUUGAAGAACUUCUGGUACAGAAUAUAGGAUUUGAAGUUCUGGUUGGAGCUCAUAGCCAAGCUCUAGAUGCUAUCCUAACAGUUGAAAGUUCAAGUAAAUCAUCUCAAAAUGAAAUACCAGAUGAUGAAGCCAGUGACAACCUUACAUCAAGCUCAGAACUCGCUUAUACCAAGCAAGAUUCAGAGCUGAACCUGUGUGUAGAAAAAACAGAAAAAGAAUCAAGAUUAGUGCAGGAUGAAGAGAGAGAGAAAGGAAGCAUAGGAAAAGAAGUUUAUUGGUCUUACUUGACCACUGUGAAGGGCGGUGCAUUAGUUCCAAUCAUUAUUCUGGCCCAGUCAACAUUCCAAGUAUUACAGAUCGCCAGUAAUUACUGGAUGGCAUGGGCUUGUCCUACCACAAGUGGUACUGAGCUAAUAGCAGGGAUGGAUUUUAUAUUACUAGUUUAUACACUUCUUGCUGUUGGUGGUUCACUUUGUGUGCUGGUCCGAUCCACACUAGUGGCGGUAGUUGGAAUUCUGACAUCACAAAAGCUCUUUAACAGCAUGCUGCGUAGUGUAAUACGGGCUCCAAUGGCAUUUUUUGAUUCAACUCCAACUGGAAGAAUCUUAAAUCGGGCCUCUACAGACCAAAGUGUGCUAGACUUGGAAAUGGCACACAGACUAGGUUGGUGUGCCUUCUCAGUAAUUCAGCUUCUGGGGACCAUUGCUGUAAUGUCACAGGUAGCUUGGGAAGUAUUUGUCAUAUUCAUUCCAGUAACUGCAAUCUGCAUCUGGUACCAACAAUAUUACAUACCAACUGCAAGAGAACUUGCCCGCUUAGCAGGGAUACAACUAGCUCCAGUCCUCCACCAUUUUGCUGAAUCACUCUCAGGAGCAGCAACAAUCCGUGCUUUUGACCAAAAAGACCGCUUCAUUGAUGCAAAUCUAGGCCUCAUUGACAACCACUCAAGGCCAUGGUUCCAUAAUGCGACAGCAAUAGAAUGGCUCUGUUUCAGAUUAAACCAGUUAUCCAAUUUCGUUUUUGCCUUUGCACUGGUUUUGCUCGUAACCCUUCCAGGAGGAAUUAUCAAUCCAAGCAUUGCAGGGUUAGCAGUAACAUAUGCAAUUAAUCUCAACGUUCUGCAAACUUCAGUUAUAUGGAAUUUAUGCAAUGCAGAAAAUAAAAUGAUAUCAGUUGAAAGAAUUUUUCAGUACUCAAGUAUUCCCAGUGAAGCACCUUUGGUGAUUGAAGAAUGCAGGCCACCAAACAAUUGGCCAGAAGUUGGAAUGAUUUGUUUUAGAAACUUACAGAUUCGUUAUGCUGAGCAUCUUCCAUCUGUAUUGAAAAACAUCACUUGCACAUUUCCCGGAAGGAAGAGAGUUGGCGUUGUAGGAAGGACAGGGAGUGGGAAAUCAACCCUCAUACAGGCCAUUUUUCGAAUUGUUGAACCAAGAGAGGGAAGCAUCAUUAUUGAUGGUGUUGAUAUUUCCAAGAUAGGCCUCCAUGACUUGAGAUCAAGACUAAGCAUUAUACCGCAAGACCCAAUCAUGUUUGAGGGUUCAGUUAGAGGAAACCUUGACCCGUUAAAUCAAUAUUCAGACAAUGAAAUAUGGGAGGUUCUUGACAAAUGUCAACUUGGUGGUCUAGUGCGUGACAAGGAAGAGAAGCUAGAUUCUACAGUAGUUGAAAAUGGAGAAAACUGGAGUGUGGGCCAGAGGCAGCUAAUCUGCCUAGGAAGGGCUUUGCUAAAGAGAAGCAACAUUCUAGUUCUAGACGAAGCAACGGCAUCAGUUGACUCGGCAACUGAUAGAGUGAUGCAGAAUAUUAUUGGCCAAGAGUUCAAAGACCGAACAAUCGUCACAAUAGCUCACAGAAUCCACACUAUUAUUGACAGUGAUCUUGUAUUAGUCCUUCAUGAAGGAAGAAUAGCAGAGUUCGACACACCAGUGAAGCUACUGGAACGAGAAGAUUCUUUCUUCUCAAGAGUGAUAAAGGAGUACUCAACGAGAUCGCAAAGUUUCAACAACUUAGCAAAGUCACAUAACUGAAACAGCUUCCCAGUCAUCCCAUGGAAACUGCACUACCAAUGAUCCCUCGGCUGCAGCAAGCGAAACCAAUCAAUCUAUAUACAGAGAGAGGAUCCACAUACAAGCAAAAGCCUAUAAAUCAUUGUUCUACUGAUUUAGCAUCUCCAAGGCUUCCACGCUGAUGACAAUGAGAUUUUGUUGGAGGCUUUAUGCAACUUAUGUGGCGAUGAGCCAAGAACAGAAUCUGUUUUGCUAGAGAGUUGAGAUGUGCAGGCCAAUUGUUUGACUUUAAUACUAGCAGAUCUUUCUAUAGCAAUAACAGAAAUAUCUGUUCAGAAAGCAGAUUUCCUUUGUAAUGUUGUCCAGAUUCAGAAAGAUCAAAAUUUCAACCAGGAUAUGGAAUUUUCGAAA
This is a messenger RNA of Diospyros lotus (date-plum), 5336 nucleotides long. Its product is annotated as putative ABC transporter C family member 15. Lineage: Eukaryota; Viridiplantae; Streptophyta; Magnoliopsida; Ericales; Ebenaceae. The coding region runs from base 396 to 4946 and encodes 1516 amino acids. Gene Ontology annotation, cellular component: vacuolar membrane; plant-type vacuole. Gene Ontology annotation, biological process: transmembrane transport. The record is from RefSeq and is a predicted model, not a curated record. The transcript has 11 exons. Gene Ontology annotation, molecular function: ATP hydrolysis activity; ABC-type transporter activity; ATP binding.